ACCGCUCCUAGAGCGCGCUGUCACGGAGUUAGAGACCGGGACGGAAGACUCAAUGCGCGCACGCCAGCGGUCCAGCAGUUACCCUGCUCCCCGCAUCCCCGGCCCCCGAAAGUUCCGGCGUCAAGGAGGCCGCGGUCCCGCCCCCUCGUCGCCCCGCCCCUCGCACUCCCGGUCGGGGGUGGAGCGAGGAGCGGCGGAAGCGCCGUGACGUGUGCCAGGGCAGUUGCUUUAGGGACCGCUCCGCGGGGCCCCAGCAUGACUCUGAGCUCCGCGCGGUGUCCUGGGGAUAGCCUAGCCCAGCUCCCGGCGUCCACCUCCACUUCCAGGUAUUUGCCGAUGUGGGCCUCCUGCCGGGGUAUUCACCCCACGGUGCGGAGCUGUGGCUGUCGCCUCUUUCUGCUGCGCCAGGCUGCGCCUGGCCUCAAAGUCGAGUGCUCCUAGGUGUCCUACGGUUAGUGGAAACACCCCCUCACGGAGAUUUUAGACGUUGACCUGCAGAAGAUGCAUUUUAUGUACUUCUCUAUGGCAGGAAGUCAUUAUGCGACUAACACAUUUUCAUCAGAUUUCCUCUGAUUUACCGUGAAGUGUAUGUGAGAAUGAUGUGCACUGCCAAGAAAUGUGGAAUUAGGUUCCAGCCUCCGGCUGUUAUCUUAAUCUAUGAGAAUGAAAUGAAGGGGAAAAGUCGCCAGCGCAUCAUGCCUGUCCGAAACUUUUCAAAGUAUUCAGAUUGCAGCAGAGCUGCUGAACAAUUAAAGAAUAAUCCACGACACAAGGGUUACCUGGAACAGGUAUCCCUGAAGCAACUGGAGAAGUUAUUCAGUUUUUUACGAGGUUACUUGUGGGGGCAGAGUUUGGCAGAAACAAUGGAACAAAUUCAGCGGGAAACAACCAUUGAUCCUGAGGAAGACCUGAACAAACUAGAUGACAAGGAACUUGCCAAAAGGAAGAGCAUCAUGGAUGAACUUUUUGAGAAAAAUCAGAAGAAGAAGGAUGAUCCAAAUUUUGUUUAUGACAUUGAAGUGGAGUUCCCACAGGAUGAACAACUACAGUCCUGUGGCUGGGACACAGAGUCAGCUGACGAGUCCUGAUAACCAAAAACUAAAAAAAAAAAUUAUUGGGUAGCAGAAAAUCCAUGUUUAUACAAGACCAUAGAUUGGUUGUAGAAAAAUCUGUAAAGAACACUAUGCAUAUUGGGUCAUGUUUGGAUUGACCAUGUUACUUUUCAAAACCAAGAUAUGUAGAGCAUCUACUAUGUAAGUGCAUAUGGAAUAUAGGGAAAACAAUAUAGGAAUCUGCCUUUAAGGAGC
Molecule: messenger RNA, 1307 nt
Organism: Orcinus orca (killer whale)
Lineage: Eukaryota; Metazoa; Chordata; Mammalia; Artiodactyla; Delphinidae
Gene: CEP19
Product: centrosomal protein 19
Exons: 3
Coding region: 597-1088 (163 amino acids)
Biological process (GO): microtubule anchoring at centrosome; trans-Golgi to periciliary membrane compartment transport
Cellular component (GO): centrosome; ciliary basal body; centriole
Source: RefSeq, a predicted model, not a curated record